This is a messenger RNA of Acanthaster planci (crown-of-thorns starfish), 2412 nucleotides long. RefSeq lists its product as uncharacterized. NCBI's taxonomy places the organism in Eukaryota, Metazoa, Echinodermata, Asteroidea, Valvatida, Acanthasteridae. Gene Ontology annotation, cellular component: CD95 death-inducing signaling complex. Gene Ontology annotation, molecular function: death receptor binding; caspase binding. The record is from RefSeq and is a predicted model, not a curated record. Gene Ontology annotation, biological process: positive regulation of innate immune response; regulation of apoptotic process; extrinsic apoptotic signaling pathway.
UCUGGUUCAAGACUAAGCGGUUCAAACACGUCAUACAUGGUGACUAAAUUCUAUAAUUGGAAUUCGGGGAAUUCCGAAGACCAACCGAAAUUACACGUAUUUUGAAACGUGAGGGUUCGUGUAACAUUUCACGUUUCCAAUUUCCUAAAUAGGAAGCCUACCUCAUUAUGCUGAUAUUGCAGUAAGACUAACAGUUACACCAAAAUGGUUCGAAGAAUCUGAACAUGGCCCUUAAAGCUACGACAGUAGAUCGAUGUAAACGAACACUACACGAAAUAUGGCGCUAAAAAGCUUACAGUACCGCCAAACUCUCAGUGACAUUGGGAGAAGACUGACCGACACGGACAUGAGAUCCAUUCGCUUCAUCUGCAAAUGCGUCGAUGGGAUGACCAAGCGAGAUCUGGAGGUGGAGGAACCACUUGAGUUCUUUGAAAAACUUGAAGAGCGGGGUGUUCUCUCUGAUGAUGACACAGGGUUCCUUAGGGUACUUCUGGACAUGGUGCAUCGGAAGGACUGCAUAGCCCUGCUGGAACGGUACCAGUGUGGGUUGAGGAACUUUGAGGGUCCCAGUAUUGGUCAACGGAUGCCUGUACAGGUUGAUGACCAUGACGGACACUCCAGCUUAUCAGGCCCUGCCAAUACCGUAACACAGGGUCUUGGGAACAGGAUGGCACCCCCCAUAAUGGACACCAAUAUGCAUGCUGGCACCCAUGAGCCUAUAGACUAUCCCGAUGGUGCAUUUGUCCAGCAAGGAGCAUCCCGUGCGCGUGAACACAGAGGUAUGAUCCAGCAAGUAAGAGAGAACACCUUGGGUGAAGAUUUGUCCGAGGUCUUCGACAUCGUCGCGGAGGAAAUCGGAAGGGACUGGCGGCAGCUGGCCCGUAAACUCCACCUGACCGAGUCGGAGAUCGUACGCAUCUCGGAGGACCACAUGAGGAACCUGCGGGAGCAGGCCAUGCAGUGCCUGCUGCUAUGGAAGAAGAAGAUGCGUUGCCAGGCAACCAAGGCGGCACUGGUGGAGGCCCUAAAGAGGUGUAGGAUGCUGUAUAUUGCCGACAUGCUCGAAGGCUGCCAGUUCAGAUGAGAGCCUGGUCUUCAGCCAUGAUUUUCCUGGUUAACAUUCUGCCUCAUAGCUACAUGCGCGUGGCAGCCACACGUCAGUAAUCUGUAAUUUAUUUGUAACUUACAUUACAUGUAUGUAUGUAUGUAUGUAUCAAACCACAUUCGUAUACGUAAAUUCCUAUUUAAUUUUAAAGCUUCUAGACAAGGAAAACUACUUGUCGUUAUUAUGGUUGGCAAGUACCAGUAAGUUUUAACCAGCAACUGGCAGCAUAGUGUCAGCACAGUUGGGCUUUUUCAUUGUUUCUUUGCCAUGACGUCAUUAUGACCUCUCCUGGUGCAUAUAUCUUAAAGUGCGGUGAUAUUGGAUUUAUUCAAGAAGAAAUGAUUUUUCAGUACCCGACCCAAGUAGCGAAAUGUUAGAAGAGUUGUGUUUUGAGAACUGUACAUAGAUUGCUGACACGAUAACGCAAGAGGGCGCACUCUAGUAGAUUCCAUUCUGAACCUUGCUCUCUCAGUGAUCCAUUAAGGCGUUGUAUUUUAUUUACUCUCGUUGACUCUGGAUAAAAGUUCCCUCCUCAGUUCACCAGACAAGCUAGUUUUGUUGUACCAAUUGGAGAGUUCGAUGAAGAACCACCAGUUGGUUCGUGAUAUGCCUAGCGCAUGUGCAGUGAAGUGGAAGUGCGAAUGACUCCAAUCAACCGUUGUCAGGUUGCUAGGCCGAAGGACAAUGGGCUAGUCGCAAAUAGUUGACUAGACUAGUCCAACCAUGGUCGACUACAUGUAGCUUGCGUUCCAUUAAAGUUAGUCGAAGUAUGGUUACAUGUAACUAUGGUCUUUGAUAGAACUUGUCCAGAGCUGUCGUAAUGUACGUUUUAUGUAUAUAGGUUGGGUAUCUUUUGCCAAUAAAAACAUGUAUUUCACAAGUUUCCUGAAGCAUUAAAUUCUAGCACAACACGAUAAACAGUGGAACAUGUUUCAGAUCGUUAGCGGUCUCAGAAUUUCACCAUGUCCAUGUAUGUACAUUGCACACCUAUUGUACGAUUACCCACUCAUGAAAUUAAGGAAGCCCUAGGGCUUUAUGAACACAAGUGGGACAUGUCCGAUUCUCUCUCUGGCUAAGGAAAUAGCGCCCUCUCUUGAUCCAGCUCAAGGCUCAUUAACUUACAGUUCAGAGAAUGACGUUUGUACUAAAGAACCUUUUGUUUCAUUUUAGUAUGGCUUAGAAAACAGAAACAUGCUUUGUCUAACUGUUCAACUGUAUUUAUAUUGAGAAAGUUCUACUUAGCUUCUACAUAGCUUUGAAUUAAACAGCUUGGUGUGAAACUGCCGAGUGAGAAAUGAAACCGAAAA